Physeter macrocephalus (sperm whale) is the source of this 1681-nucleotide messenger RNA. RefSeq names its product nucleoporin 43 (gene NUP43). Gene Ontology annotation, cellular component: nuclear pore outer ring. The transcript is spliced from 8 exons. Lineage: Eukaryota; Metazoa; Chordata; Mammalia; Artiodactyla; Physeteridae. The record is from RefSeq and is a predicted model, not a curated record. Gene Ontology annotation, molecular function: protein binding. Bases 54 to 1196 code for a protein of 380 amino acids.
ACUGAGUGGCGCGCGCUGUGCUUCUUGCUGUCCCUGGCCUGGUUGCUUUCGGCAUGGAGGAAAUUUAUGCUAAGUUUGUGUCACAGAAAAUCAGCAAGACCCGCUGGCGACCGGUACCUCCGGGGAGCCUGCAGACCGCGGAGACUUUCGCCACGGGCUCUUGGGACAAUGAGGAAAAUUAUGUUUCACUGUGGUCUAUUGGAGAUUUUGGGAACUUGGACUCUGAUGGAGGAUUUGAAGGAGACCAUCAGUUAUUGUGUGAUAUCAGACACCAUGGUGAUGUAAUGGAUUUACAAUUUUUUGACCAGGAAAGAAUUGUAGCUGCUUCAUCAACAGGAUGUGUAACAGUUUUCCUUCACCAUCCGAAUAACCAGACUCUGUCAGUCAGCCAGCAGUGGACAACAGCUCAUUACCACACAGGUCCGGGCAGUCCUUCCCGUAGCAGCGCACCAUGCACAGGUGUUGUGUGCAGCAACCCAGAAAUUGUCACAGUUGGAGAAGAUGGUCGAGUAAAUCUCUUUAGAGCUGAUCACAAGGAAGCUAUAAGAACUAUAGACAAUGCAGAUAGCAGUACACUCCAUGCUGUAACCUUCCUUCGAACUCCUGAGAUUCUUACAGUAAAUUCAAUUGGACAGUUAAAAAUAUGGGAUUUUAGACAACAAGGAAAUGAGCCCUCUCAGAUAUUAUCACUGACUGGUGACCGAGUGCCACUCCACUGUGUUGAUAGACAUCCCAACCAGCAGCAUGUUGUAGCUACCGGUGGUCAGGAUGGAAUGUUAAGUAUUUGGGAUGUUAGACAAGGUACAAUGCCCGUGUCUCUACUGAAGGCUCAUGAAGCUGAAAUGUGGGAAGUUCACUUUCACCCAUCCAACCCAGAUCAUCUGUUUACUUGUUCUGAAGAUGGAUCUCUCUGGCAUUGGGAUGCCUCCACAGAUGUACCUGAGAAGUCAUCACUCUUUCACCAAGGAGGAAGAAGCAGUACUUUUUUGUCUCACAGCAUUAGUAACCACGCUAAUGUUCAUCAGUCUCUUAUAAGCUCCUGGCUCAUCACUGAUCCUGCCAAAGACCGUAUUGAAAUCACAAGCUUGCUUCCCAACAGGACUUUGUCUGUGAACAGUUUGGAUGUUUUAGGUCCUUGUCUUGUUUGUGGAACCGAUGCAGAAGCAAUUUAUGUUACUAGACAACUUUUUUCAUGAAGAUACUAAAAGAUUUCAUGUAACACAUACAGUUAUAGCCUUUCAAAUUCCAGCUUCUCUAUGCAAAUUUUUAUUAUUGGAAAAUGUGAAAUUUGCAGGGGAAGCAUCCAUAAACUAUUGUAAAUUUUGAUGCCCAGUUUCAGCUUUUGUUAGUUGAAUAUUCUUCUAAUAGUAGCUAGCGUCUGAUUAAUGAUGAUGGCAAAAGAAUCGGACCGUGUGGAAGAACAUCAGAGGGACCCUUGUGCUGAUGAACGCACUGCCUUCAGCACAGUUUUGGGCAGCUCAUGGAGCCAACUCUUCAUGUUGAUGUUGUAGGGCUCAAAAGUGUCAAACCACCAAUGGGUUCCUAUCCUUUUUAUUAAUGGUAUGUGGGGUAUACCCCUCCCUGGUGGCCUUAGCUAGUAUUUAUUCUUUUUACUACAAGUAUUUUCUUCAGUUCUUCCGCGCUUUAUUUCCUUAAUAAUUUUUGUAAACUUUUUUCAGAA